CAUACCACAUAUAAACGUCUAACGAUUUUCAUCCGCUCUGCAAAGACUCCCAAAUCACAGUUCUUCUUCCACACCCAAUUCAAUCCAGCACAGAGACCGAUGACCGGAGGAUCAGAGGGUGCUGAAACUAGUCUAUCUUGCAUUCAAUGUGGAAAACCUGCCCGCCUUCAGUGCCCCAAAUGCAUCGAGUUAAAGCUUUCUCGUGAAGGAGCUUCAUUCUGCACACAGGAUUGUUUUAAGGCCUCCUGGACCUCCCAUAAAGUAGUUCAUUUAAAGGCAAAAUUGUCCUCUCUCUCAACUGACACUUCAGGAGAAAAUAAUGGUUCCUCUACUGAUGGAUGGUUAUAUUGCUUGAGGAAAGGACAGUCUCGAACACCAAAACUUCCUCAUUUUGACUGGACCGGGACACUAAAGCCAUAUCCGAUCUCAAGUAAACGUGUGGUUCCUGGUCAUAUCGAGCAACCUGAUUGGGCUGUUGAUGGUAUCCCUAAAAUUGAACCCAACAGUGAUCUGCAGCGUGUGGUUGAGAUCAAGACUCCAGAACAAAUUGAACAAAUGAGAGAAACUUGCCGUAUAGCAAGGGAAGUUUUGGAUGCAGCUGCUCGCUUUAUUCAACCUGGUGUGACCACUGAUGAAAUUGAUGCUGUUGUCCAUGAAGCUACCAUUGCUGCUGGUGCAUAUCCGUCUCCUCUAAACUAUCAUUUUUUCCCCAAAUCAUGCUGCACGUCAGUUAAUGAAGUGAUCUGCCAUGGGAUUCCUGAUGCCAGAAAGCUAGAGGAUGGCGAUAUUGUAAAUGUUGAUGUCACAGUAUGUUAUAAGGGAGUCCAUGGCGAUCUUAAUGAAACUUUCUUUGUUGGUAAUGUUGACGAAACUUCUCAGCGGCUUGUUCAAUGUACAUAUGAAUGCUUGGAAAAAGCUAUAUCAAUAGUUAAACCCGGAACACGUUUUCGGGAAGUAGGAGAGGUCAUUAAUCGUCAUGCAACAAUGUCAGGGUUCUCUGUGGUGAAAUCAUAUUGUGGACAUGGUAUUGGAGAGCUGUUCCAUUGUGCACCAAAUAUUCCUCAUUAUGCCCGAAACAAAGCAGUUGGUAUAAUGAAGGCUGGCCAGACCUUUACCAUUGAACCCAUGAUCAACGCAGGUGUUUGGCGUGAUCGGAUGUGGCCUGAUGGAUGGACAGCUGUGACUGCAGAUGGAAAACGCAGUGCCCAGUUUGAACACACGAUGCUGGUGACUGAGACCGGAGUUGAAGUUCUCACAGCGCGGCUGCCUACGUCUCCUGCUGUGUUCCCUUGGUUGAAGUAGUUCCAGAAAGAAAAAAAGAUUGAAAUUUUGUCUUGAGAAAAAAAAAUUGUGCUUUUGAGUAGCAGCAUAAGAACCAGAAUUGAAGUUUAAGAUUGGCUUCUGGAAACAAAAGUUUUCACAUUUGUUGUUCUCUCUAUGUGGUGUUAUAUUUUGGACUGGUAAUGAUAAUAGCAUAAAUUGUUACUUUGAAA
Messenger RNA from Cuscuta campestris, 1493 nucleotides. Lineage: Eukaryota; Viridiplantae; Streptophyta; Magnoliopsida; Solanales; Convolvulaceae. The record is from the annotation of a GenBank genome assembly.